Messenger RNA from Exophiala bonariae, 1263 nucleotides. RefSeq lists its product as uncharacterized. The coding region runs from base 1 to 1263 and encodes 420 amino acids. Gene Ontology annotation, biological process: conversion of methionyl-tRNA to N-formyl-methionyl-tRNA; biosynthetic process. Gene Ontology annotation, cellular component: mitochondrion. Gene Ontology annotation, molecular function: methionyl-tRNA formyltransferase activity. The record is from RefSeq and is a predicted model, not a curated record. The transcript has a single exon. NCBI's taxonomy places the organism in Eukaryota, Fungi, Ascomycota, Eurotiomycetes, Chaetothyriales, Herpotrichiellaceae.
AUGAAACUUAUCAUUCCUUGGUCACACAUCAGACGAGUUGUUCCUCGGCCCAGGAAUUUCAAGCCAAGUCUCUAUCAAAAGCAAUCACGUUGUUGGCUAUCUACAAAUCCCGAGGCCAAGAGUAGCAAACCAUUACGGAUUCUCUUUUGUGGAUCCGAUGAAUUCAGUGCGACAUCUCUCGAUGCCUUAUAUGCAGAGUUCAAGUCUCCCGACAGCCAUAUUCUCUCUAUAGAUGUGGUCACAUUGACGGACAAGUUGAAAGGUCGAAACUACCGCGAAAAAUAUACCCCGUACAUAAAGCAGGUUGCCGAGAGGCAUGGACUCCCUCUCCAUCGAAUCAACACCUUCGAUAACUGGCAACCUCCAGUAUACAACACUAGUUUCAAUUCCGAGAUCAACUUAGUCAUUGCCGUGUCAUUUGGACUGUUAAUUCCAAUGAGAAUCAUCAACGGCUCAGAGUAUGGCGGACUUAACGUGCACCCCUCCAUGUUACCAGAUCUACGAGGGGCGGCACCAAUCCAGUGGGCUAUUUUACGAGGUCUUUCACACACAGGCGUGUCUGUUCAAACCCUGCAUCCUACCAAGUUCGAUCACGGAAUUGUGCUUGAUCAGACGCCUUAUCCUGGUGUCCGGAUUCCCGACAACAUACAGCCACAGGAUCUGACUACGACACUGGCUACCUUGGGCUCACAAAUGCUGGUCCGCGCGAUCAGGAACAGGCUGUAUGUGCCACCGUAUGUGCCUGUGUCAACGAGUGUAGAUCAGCGUGAGCUCACCAAGGCUCCUAAAAUCAGUCCACAGACAGGAAUGGUUGACUUUCACACCAUGACCAGAGCUGCCAUUCUCAGGCUAAAUCGUGCCAUACAGCCAUUCAAACUCAUUGCGGAAGCCACCCCCAACGGGAGUAUAAAGCCGGUCAGGUUCAAAAUUUCAGAGUGGCUGCGAUCGCCUACUAGCCACGACAUUCCGUUGGAAUUGCAAGACGAAUUGCUGUUGAUUCCAAAGGGUGUACCCUAUACGUUUAUCGAUCGAAAUACAAACAUCCGCGAAUGUCAAGCACCUCUCUUUAUCAACGUCACACCGGAUCGACUUGGAGGGCCCAGCCAGCUGGUCAUCACGGAUAUCACGAUUCCCUCAAAAUCACAAGAUGCCGCUGCAAAGACCGCGGCCAAAGCAGAGCUUUUCGACGAACCUAUCAAGUUUGGACCGUAUCUCGUAUAUCGAUUUUCCCACCCCCUUUCCGAGGUAGCCCCUAAGAGCUAA